CCUAACACCACUUUACAUUGUUUGGGUAUAAUUGUCUUAAUUUUUCCAUUGAACUGAAGUUAUGGCAACUGUAGUAGAACUACAGAACAGAAUGGAGCCAUGGUUCGAACUCGACAAGGUUGUAAUGGUAACCGGCGCGUCGUCCGGGCUCGGCUGGGAGUUUUGUUUGGACUUAGCCGAAUCCGGAUGCAGAGUUAUAGCGGCAGCCAGGCGCGCUGAUCGACUCGAAUCACUUUGUAGUAAAAUCAACGAGAUAUUUCCACAGACAGCCUACGGCGAGCCUGUUCGAGCAUGCCCUACAGCCGUGGCCGUGGAGCUCGACAUCAGCGCGAGCGAGAAGGUCAUUGCCAGCCGUGUCAAUGAGGCAUGGGACAUUUUUGGAAAAAUCGAUGUUUUAAUCAACAAUGCCGGCGCAAGAGAACGCCUCCACGGUCCAUUAGAUCUAUCAUGCGAGGAAUGGGACAAGAUUAUCCGAACUAACCAGACGGGGACAUGGUUGGUGUCCAAAUGUGUGUGCCGCCGUAUGCGCGAGGCUCGUCUCGGGGGUUCCAUUAUUAAUGUCUCAUCCCUUGCGGCGCUUGAUCGCGUGGUGUUUCACGGUGGCCAUGCGUACGCUGCUUCGAAGGCUGCCCUCAACACAAUCACUAAGGUAAUGGCUAUGGAACUUGGAGAGUACAAUGUAAGAGUAAACGCGAUCGUGCCGGGGCUUCUAAAAUCAGAGAUAACUCGGGAGCUGAUGCAGAAGUCGUCGCUCGAGAAUGCGAUCGUGAGAACAGUCCCGUUGCACUCUUUCGGGACGGUUAAUUCAGCAUUGGGAUCAAUUGUGAAAUACUUGAUCUAUGAGUCGCCUCAAUAUGUGACCGGGAAUGUUUUCAUUGUUGAUGGCGGCUAUACUUUGGCUGGGGUCCCUAUUUUCUCAUCUCUUUAG
Messenger RNA from Andrographis paniculata, 928 nucleotides. RefSeq lists its product as uncharacterized. The coding region runs from base 62 to 928 and encodes 288 amino acids. Gene Ontology annotation, molecular function: oxidoreductase activity. NCBI's taxonomy places the organism in Eukaryota, Viridiplantae, Streptophyta, Magnoliopsida, Lamiales, Acanthaceae. The record is from RefSeq and is a predicted model, not a curated record. The transcript is spliced from 3 exons.